This is a messenger RNA of Onychostoma macrolepis, 3555 nucleotides long. It is a transcript of the gene vash1, whose product is annotated as vasohibin 1. Lineage: Eukaryota; Metazoa; Chordata; Actinopteri; Cypriniformes; Cyprinidae. The transcript is spliced from 8 exons. Gene Ontology annotation, cellular component: cytoplasm. The record is from RefSeq and is a predicted model, not a curated record. The coding region runs from base 657 to 1784 and encodes 375 amino acids. Gene Ontology annotation, biological process: regulation of angiogenesis.
UGCACAAAGGCAUAGAGUCCGGUGUUCUACAAACGCUUCGCGAGUCGGUUCGACCGGAUCUUUUAAAGGAUUCUGUUCAUAAGAACGAGUCGUUCAUGAAUCGGGCAUCACAAUCAGCGUCGUGUAACGGGAUCUGUGAUCCGGCAGGGCGAUGGCUCGGACCCUACACCGAAACAAAAUCAAGCUGGACACGGAAAGCCACUGCACUGCACUGUACCGUGUUUAAGUACGUUACCGACGGCGAGCGCGCGGGGGGGGGACGGCGGUCUGGUGACGUCAGAGGAGCGGCUGUCCUCUCAUUGUCUGCUGGUUUGUGUAUAAAUCAGAUGGGAGUCAGUCUGCUGUUACUGUAAGCUGUGAUCAGAAGACACGUGACUUUAUAACUGGAUUCCUGCGCUCAUAAACAACUAAAGUUUUGUAUUGUAUUUGCAUUGCAUACUGUCAGACCUAGUAUGCUGGUUGAUAUAUGUUGACAGAGUUGUGGCUGGGGGUCAGAUUGUGUCCAGACACCCCAGCCAUCCCGCCGGGGCCCGUAGCUCUGCUGGACCCAGAGGUCAGAAGGGGCCCAGAGGUUUCUAGGGGCCCACAGCAGUUUCUUAAUCGUGCUUUUAAGAAGGUCCCAGAAUUGCUAGCUUCGGCCGGAUUGUGGGCCGUCCAUGCCGGUGUCCUGCUGCGGGACCGUCCAUCACGGCUCCUCGCCGAGGAGGAUCAUCCACAAGAAGCCGGGAAUCAGGACUUGUCUGAGUCAGCCGUGCUCUUCUGUCGGGCUGAGAAUGCUGCGGACUGCUUUCAGUCUGGAGGGAGUCGAGGAGCGAGACGAGGAGCAGGAGGACGAAGGAGAAGAUCUGCGGGAUGGAGGGAUCCCGUUCAUUAUUAAUAGGGGGGGUCUGCCCAUAAACGAGGAGACCUGGGAGCAGAUGUGGCGGCACGUCGCCCGCAUCCACCCGGAUGGAGAAGCGGUGUCCAGGAGGAUACGGGGAACCAGAGACCUCCCCAAGAUUCCAGUACCAAGUGUGCCUACAUUCCAGCCCAACAGCAGUAUUCCCCAGCGCCUGGAAGCCAUACAGAGAUACAUCAGGGACUUGCAAUACAAUCACACUGGAACACAGUUUUUUGAGAUCAAGAAGAGCAGACCGCUCACAGCAUUGAUGGACAUUGCCAAGGAAAUGACAAGAGAAUCUCUACCAAUUAAAUGUCUGGAAGCCGUUAUCCUCGGAAUUUACCUCACCAACAGCAUGCCGAACGUUGAGCGGUUUCCUCUCAGCUUUAAAACGCAGUUCUCAGGGAGUCAUUUUCGUCACAUUGUGCUGGGCGUCCACAGCGGCGGUCGCUUUGGUGCUCUGGGCAUCAGCCGCCGCGAGGACCUGAUGUACAAACCGCUGGAGUACAAAACACUCACGGACCUCCUUCAAGAGUUCCAGGUGGCCUAUCGGAGAUACUGGCACACACUGUGCAAGGUCAAGAUCGGUCAUUACGUGUCACACGACCUACACAGCGUGGAGCAGAUUGAAUGGAAGCAUUCGGUGCUGGACGUGGACAAGCUGUCCAAAGAAGAGCUGAGGAAAGAGUUGGAGAGACACACUCGGGAUAUGAGGUUGAAGAUUGGUAAAGCUGCUCCUCCAUCACCGUCUAAAGACAGGAAGAAGGAUAUGGGAUCUCCUCUGAGGAACCCAGGCAGCCCGAUGCGCAAGAACAGCCAAAUCAACAGACGGUCGUCAGUGGAGAAGCGGUCCGGGCCGGCGGGGCCCGCGGCUGAUGUGAACGGAUACCAGAUCAGGGUCUGAGAGAUUCACAAGACAAAGACUGAAACACAGCCGUGAGAGGAUGAAGAUGUGUGUUCACUUGAAGUAGUAUCGUGCUACACAGAGAAUGGGUUCACUUAUAAGGGUAGACAUGAACACCUCCUCUAAUCAUUCAUUUAGUAGAAUAGCCACAUUAUGAACAAUGCAUCAUAUUUAUAUUCAUUUCAAUACUAUGCCUCAGCUGUUCAUUGUGCUGUGGGCAACUUUUCAUCUUUAAUCUGUAAAUACAGUGCAAGUUAACCUUUAACUCUACUAGACACUGAUGUAGAGGAUAGCCUGUAGUCCAUUUAUUGGUGCCUUUGAUCAGUUUUUGGACUGCAAUAAUGAUUUUCUGGCUCAGUAUUUUUGCCUUGUUUUCCAGUAUAGUCAUUUCUAAAUCAUUCAAGAUACUUUUCCUUUAGAGGCAAAACGACUUGAUUGAGUCUUGGAAAAAAAAAAAAAAAGUAUUUGCUCAAAACAAGAAAAAAAAAAAAGUGUCACUGGGGUCAAAUGUUUAUUUUUCUUGUUUUGAGCCUCUAGUAAAUGUAUCUUGAUUGAAGAAUGUUUAGAUCAUUUGAAUGGAAAAAUUUUCAUGCUCUAAUUUAAUCUAGCUUUCCCUUUGAAUGCAGUUUAUUUUUCUGAGCGUGCUGGCAAAUAUUUGUUCUUGUCUUAAACUCGCUUCAUUUUGAUGCAUUUUUCAGAAAACAAGACGCAUCUUGAUAUAUGAAUGUUUAGAUAUUUGCACUGGAAAACAAGACAAAAAUACAGAAGAAAAUCUUUUUUUUUUUUUUUGCAGUGUUGUUAUAACAUCUAUAAUAAUACGAGCAGUUCAUCCUCCCCAGCACGCUUUUUGCACUUAGCGACACUUACAGUAUUGAACUUUUCUUCAGUCAUCAGGUUUCACAAGCGAUUCCCAUCUGAACUACAACACAGCAAAUAUUUGGCUUUGAAAGAGCAAAAGCACUUGUGUUUGACUCUCACUGGUGAAUCUGGCUGGUGUUUCUGAUGGCUUCAGUACUGAUCAUGAUAUUAAUGGACAUGUAUGUAAAUGAUGUUGCAGAUCAGAAUAUACAGGGUUCAGUAGUUAUGAAUGCAGCCCCUGUUGGUUUUUAGUUUUUAACUCUUGAAAGAUUGGAUGCUCAAUUACACGCAUCCAAGUUUUUAAAGUCAACAUGAAAUUGACUUUAAUUCAUGUUCCUGCUAUUAACAAAAAAGAAUUAAUCAGUGCAUAACAUGCUACAGAAAUAAAUGUUUUGUCUUCAUUAUCUUUCAUGAAAAGAUAACUUGCUUCACCUCUGAAGUCACUUUCUUGAUUAACCAACUAUCACACACCGAUUCAUUUUCCUGUUGAAUACCUCAUAAUGUGUUGUGAGCAUCAUUUCAUGUUGACUUUAGGAGUAGCGUGAUGUAGACGUGCUGUUUGAGUAACAGUCUGUUUCAUUAGCAGAUGUUCUCCUACAGUAGACACAUAACAGUAAAAUGCACAAACACACACACACUUACACACUAAAGCCAAACGUGCUUGUUGUGAGACACUAUGAAGUGCACUAGUGUGAUUCCGAUGUGUGCAGAAGACACUAAUGCUGGUGCUGUUAAAUGUUCUUCAUUAGAACUGCAUCCUGCCACAUGAUUAACCAACUGUGUGUGAUUAACAGAUGUUGAUUUUUCACUUUGACGUCACAGCACUGAAUGUCAUUUAAACAAAUCACUGGUUCUUUUGUGACACUUGAAACUGAAAUGUACAAUAAAUUGCCUAUAAUUUGUUUUUGUCAAA